AUGCCAGCUCGAAGAUCAGGGGCGUCGAAAAGGGCAACUGCCGCCUCCAAAAAAACUCACAAACGCCAAUUGUCACAAGUCGCUCCCUCGGUGUCUCCUGGGAGCAGAGCUUCAAAAAGAUUGAAGGAGUCUGCUGAGAAAGAACGCAGUCACGGCAAGGCAACUCCCACGAAGAGCAAGUACUUCCAGAACCCGGACAGUGAAGAUGAGGAUGCCGACCUUGUGGAGGACGGGGACGAGGACGAGGAGUCGGGCUACGAAGACCAAGACACAUCAGAAACGGAGCAGCCCUUGACCGAGGAGUCUGGUACAGAAGACGACUACGACUCUGACGAGGACAACAAAAGAAAGAGAAGGCAGAAGAAGGCAAGUAAGAAAAGCAGUGGAAUUACGACCGGUAUCCAGUCGGCGGCCAAUGCUGUGUUAGACAAAGGCAAAGAACUCUGGAGACCUGGAGUGAAGACGGGCUUGGGACCCGGCAAGCAGGUCUUUAUCGAAAAACCGAAACCCAGGGAUGAUGGAGGCAUCAAGUAUGUUGACGGGAAGAUUCACCCAAAUACAAUGGCCUUUCUGAAAGACUUGAAGGAGAAUAACGACAGAGAAUGGCUGAAGAUUCACGAAGUCGAUUAUAGGGCCUCGUGGAAAGACUGGGAAAGUUUUGUAGAAACCUUGACCGAGGGGAUUAUUGAGAUCGACGAAACAAUCCCUGAGUUACCACCGAAGGACCUGGUCUUCAGAAUCUAUCGAGACAUCCGAUUCUCUUCUGAUCCGACUCCGUACAAACCUCACUUCUCUGCAGCAUGGUCUCGAACCGGUCGCAAAGGACCUUAUGCAUGUUAUUAUGUGCAAAUUCAGCCUGGAGGCAGAAGUUUCGUUGGCUCUGGGUUGUGGAUGCCUGAAUCCCAACCAUUGGCUCUCCUGAGAGCGAAUAUCGACCGCAAACCGAAGAAACUGAGAAGAGUCCUCACAGAGGCCCAGUUGCGAAAAGAGGUUUUGGGUGUCACGGCAAGCGACGAAAAGAAGGCGAUCAAGGCCUUUGCCGACCAGAACAAGGAAAAUGCGUUGAAAACGAAGCCGAAGUUAGCCACGUUAAACACUACUCUGGUAAAACCCGUGAAGGCGAAAGGCCAGACGUGCUUGAACGACAAAUUAGAUAAGAGGUACCGGGCUGUGCAAAUGUUCCACCCAUCAAAAAGAAUAGUCUGCUUUGACGUGUCUGCGGCAGACCUGAAGGCCCCUGAUGCCGCGACUCGGGUCUCGAUCACAGUCAACGCAAGGAGCUGGGACUAA
Molecule: messenger RNA, 1290 nt
Organism: Cladophialophora psammophila CBS 110553
Lineage: Eukaryota; Fungi; Ascomycota; Eurotiomycetes; Chaetothyriales; Herpotrichiellaceae
Exons: 7
Coding region: 1-1290 (429 amino acids)
Source: RefSeq, a predicted model, not a curated record